GGGUUGGUGAACACGCAUCCCCCAGCCCUACAGCGAUGCCACGCCGUUGGACCCGCCGCGUUGCGCCCGGCGCGGCGGCCCUCGUGGCGCUGCACGCGCUGUGCUUCGCAGCCUGGCCGACACACCGCAGCCGUGACGCGUCUCAGAUCUCGCAACUUCGUGCUGUCGCUGGUCUUCAGGAGAUAGUCCAGCCAGUCACCGAUUUUGCGGGAAAUGGCACUGCCUUCGUCCUGCCAGACACUGUGCUGCCCAACGCGGCACCUCCCGAGACGCGGCGCUUCGACGUGCCCGGAUUCAGCCCUGGCUUUGUGGUAGAUGGUGUCAUCAGCAAGGAAGACUGCGAGAAGGUGGUGCAAAUCUCCGAAGCCAUCGGCUUCCGGACACGUUGGAGUCAGGUGGGUGCUGUGACCCUCUUUAUGCCCGAGGAUUUCUCAAACCGGAUCUUUGAACGACUGAAGCCUUUCCUUCCGGAUCACUUCGGCGGUAGACCCAUCGGCAUCCAUCGACGCUGGGCUGUGCUGAAGUACCAGAAGGGGCAAUACCUCAAUCCCCACAUUGAUGGCCACACGCCUGGUACAGUGCUCGCAGGCGAUGGGUUGCAGAAGGAUGCCGGCACUCGCUCGUAUAUGACGUGCCUCUUUUGGCUAAAUGAUGAGGUCGAAGGCGGAGAGACAGUCUUCACCUAUCCACAAGGUGGCAUUUGGGUGGCCAUCCCACCAAAGAGGGGUGGAGCCCUGCUGUUUUAUCAUGGCCAGAACGCCAUCAACAACCCCAUGCAUUAUGGCGGGGAUGUCAAGUCCGGGGUCAAGUACUUGGUGCGCUCAGACAUCAUUUACAAAGCGUGAAAGCCACCCGUGUUUCACUCGACGCUCCGAGCGUCUCGAGAGAGAGAGAGGAGAGAAAGACAAAAAAUGAAUAAAAAUGAUCCGUACCGUACGGCCGUGCGGCUGCGGCUUGGCUGACCCUGAUAUGUAUCCCAGAAAACCUUGCGGGAUGAAUAUGUAGAGAGAAGCAACCAAGAACCGACCACUGGAGUUUGUUCCUUUGGCAGAAACACCGGGGUUAUGUGGGGUUGCUUUGUUAUGAGGUUUGAUUCUUU
Cladocopium goreaui is the source of this 1099-nucleotide messenger RNA. The record is from the annotation of a GenBank genome assembly. NCBI's taxonomy places the organism in Eukaryota, Dinophyceae, Suessiales, Symbiodiniaceae.